AUGACAUACGCUCAACAACCCCAAGGCGACGAAGAGGAAGCGGCGCGCGCCUCACGCUGCCGAUUUAGCGCAAUCGCACCUCUAACCCGACUACGAGCCCUCCUCCCAGGCCCUCUCGCCGGACCCACGAACCCAAAUUACAAGGUCGAUACCUCUCCAAUUCCUAGUAUACCCAUUGAGCGCCGCCGAGCAUCCAGCAUCGCCGCCUCCCUCGACCAAGAUGAGGGUCUUGCCGAGAAGAUUGUCGAGCACGGCGUCGGCGUGCCAGAUACAAUCGCAAAGGAGGAAACGGUUCUCUACCUAGCCUACGGCUCAAAUCUAGCAUCCAAGACCUUCCGCGGUGUCCGUGGUAUCAAGCCCCUCUCGCAGAUGGGUGUCUUCGUCCCGGAACUACGACUCACCUUCGAUCUACCGGGUCUACCAUAUGCAGAACCAUGCUUCGCAGGCACGCAAUACCGUGACCCAUCUGCUCCUCCAACUCGCGACAUCUCCUGGGAUGAUGACGAGACAGAUGUCUCGGAUAGUGAAUCCUUAUCCGAGAAAGAUACACUCAUGGGUCGGACACGGGAAGUCGAGGCUCAGGGCAAGGGAUAUCAUAAACGGCGGUGGUACAAACCUCUUGUGGGAGUUGUGUACGAGGUCACACUGGUUGAUUAUGCGAAGAUCAUUGCUACGGAGGGAGGUGGGCGUGGAUACCGCGACGGCGUUAUCGACUGCUACCCUUUCCCUGACAACUACAACCCCGCAGACCCAGUCCCCGAACGGCCGAGUACAACUCCAUUCAAGGCACGGACACUUCUCUCGCCUGCUGCCGAUGAUAUGCGCUUGAAAAUGCAGUCGUUGAAGAGCGGGAACCCGUCACUUCUAUCCCAUGCUCCUAAGUUGUCGUGGUGGUAUACGGUGUGUCUGCAUUUCCGACCUGAUCCUGAUUAUGCGCAGCCUUCGGCGCGGUAUCUUGGGUUGAUUAAGACUGGGGCUGAGGAGCAUGAUCUGCCGCAGGCGUGGCGGGAGUAUCUUGCUCAGAUUCGGACGUAUCGGAUUACGACUAGGCGGCAGAAGUUUGGGAAGGGGAUCUUCCUUGCGCUGUGGUUGCCGUGGGUUCUUUUGACUUUGGCUUUGUCGAAGAUCUUUGCGGGCUCUGACGGGCGGAGUCCGCAGUGGCUCGUUGCCCUGUCUAAUGCCAUUUUUUCCGGGAUGUGGAAUAGCUAUGAUUGUUUCUUUGCUAGAAUCUUUGGGGACGGGGAGCGGUCCCUGGAUGAUAUCCCUGCUUGGUGA
Molecule: messenger RNA, 1275 nt
Organism: Penicillium antarcticum
Lineage: Eukaryota; Fungi; Ascomycota; Eurotiomycetes; Eurotiales; Aspergillaceae
Exons: 1
Coding region: 1-1275 (424 amino acids)
Molecular function (GO): gamma-glutamylcyclotransferase activity
Source: RefSeq, a predicted model, not a curated record